CUGAGAGCACCAGGAUUAAAGGACGCUGCUGGCGGCGUCCGAAUUAAUCUACAACAAAGAAAAACGAGAUGGUGGAACAAACAAGGCAGCCGAGUCAUGUGGUCUCCCUCCAGGCUGGACCUGGUGAGGUUGCGACCAGUACCCAGUUUGACAUGAAUCUCAGGGUUAAUGACAGGGCUAUACGAGCCAUUGGGCGACAGUUGGCUGUGAUUGGAGACCAGUUGGACCUGGAGUGGGUGAACAGACACCCAAACUUGCUACCAGCUCCUCUCCACAUGCUGAGACCAGCUCAGGCACUGACCAGGACCAUCUAUCGGGAUAUCCAGAGUCAGAUAUGGGGCUUUCAGGGCCUGUCUGCGGCAGCGAAGGCCUGGAUAGAGAGCACUGUUCCUGGGCAGGGGAUCUUCAGAGUGGAUUCAUGGGUGUCCAGUUUGAAACCAGUAACCUGCGCUGGCUGGACCAGAGGAGCACUGGUGACGGUGGCACUUGUGGCUGCAGUGUCUGUUCUGGGAGCACUAUGGGUGGAAUGGAAAAGGCCAUGAGCAGGGCCAUUUUUACUGAAAUUAUGUUUGCAAUUGAGUGAUAAUCAUCUCUUUUCUAACUGCUGUUUACUUUCGUGUAUUUUCUUUUUUUGCCGUUUUUGUGAGCGGUGUUGAAUUUGAUACUAAAUAAUGGGGAACAGGACUUUUGAAGCAUCUUUAUAAAUUAGUCAUUUUUAUGUUGAAAUGGUUUAAAUUGGUUAACAGUGUUGCCUGAGGAGUUCGCCAGCAUAUUGUAGCAGUGACAUGGAGGUUCACAGUUGUAUUAACGUAAAAGAAAAGCCUGUUAUAAUGACUGGACUGUUGCUGGUUUGCAGUCUUUUGUAUGCAGAUGAGUUUCUUACUGAAUUAAAA
Messenger RNA from Cheilinus undulatus (humphead wrasse), 893 nucleotides. RefSeq names its product BCL2 interacting killer (gene bik). Bases 69 to 542 code for a protein of 157 amino acids. NCBI's taxonomy places the organism in Eukaryota, Metazoa, Chordata, Actinopteri, Labriformes, Labridae. The transcript is spliced from 6 exons. The record is from RefSeq and is a predicted model, not a curated record.